AUGCCCGAAUCAAUCCCUGCGAUCAGAAUCGCGGCCACCACUGGCAUUGUCGCAUCUGCCUGGAUCUCUGGAUCCAUUGCCGGCCUGUCCCUGAUGGCAGUGCCGGGCAUGGCGGCCGGCCUCGUCCCAGCACAGGAGCUGGCCAGGCAGUGGGAGGCCAUGUUCAACAUUGGCAAAAACCUCGGCCCCGGCAUGGCGCUGUUUACGCUGCUCCCGUACAGCUACGCGGCCUACCAGCGCAGCGCGGGGAACCGCGACUGGAGGAGCUACGCCGUCGCGUGUGGCCUGACCCUCGCCAUCGUCCCAUACACCCUGAUCCUGAUGCGGCCGACAAACAACCAGCUGCUAGCGGCUGCUGCGGGCGCCACGCGGUCGCUGGGAGACGAGGCCGUCAAGGACUUGCUGGGCAAGUGGAAGCUGCUGAAUCUCGCGCGUUCUUUCCUGCCGCUCUUCGGCUCACUGAUUGGGCUCUCGGCUCUACUGGCUUGA
This is a messenger RNA of Thyridium curvatum, 489 nucleotides long. RefSeq lists its product as uncharacterized. Lineage: Eukaryota; Fungi; Ascomycota; Sordariomycetes; Thyridiales; Thyridiaceae. Bases 1 to 489 code for a protein of 162 amino acids. The transcript is spliced from 2 exons. The record is from RefSeq and is a predicted model, not a curated record.